CCCUCCGUGAACCCCACUCAAUGUGUAACGUUCUUCAUUGACGUGUGACGUAUCCACAAUUUAUUUUACCUCGUUCUCACGGAUCGAGGUCAAGAAGUUAGGGAUCUAGGUUUAUGUGUGUACUCCCAAACACAGGUUUUCACUGUGGGUACCGUCUUCUGAAAGUUAUUAGAUCCUAAUGACGGAGUAUAAAUUAGUUGUUGUUGGAGCUGGUGGCGUGGGAAAGAGCGCUUUAACCAUCCAACUAAUUCAAAACCAUUUUGUAGAAGAAUAUGACCCCACAAUAGAGGAUUCCUACAGAAAGCAGGUGGUGAUCGACGGGGAAACAUGUCUGCUGGACAUCCUGGACACGGCUGGUCAAGAAGAGUACAGUGCUAUGCGAGACCAGUACAUGAGGACAGGGGAGGGCUUUCUGUGUGUGUUUGCUGUCAACAGCACCAAGUCCUUUGAAGACAUAAAUCAAUACAGGGAACAGAUCAAAAGAGUUAAAGAUGCAGAUGAGGUUCCCAUGGUGUUGGUUGGUAACAAAGUAGAUUUACAGACACGGACAGUGGAGGGUAAGCAAGCCAAGCAGGUGUCUGACAGCUACAACAUCCCCUACGUAGAAACCUCAGCCAAAACAAGGCAGGGAGUCGAUGACGCUUUCUACACUCUUGUCAGAGAAAUUAGGAAAUUUAAAGAAAAGAAAGGGAAUAUAAAGAAAGGGAAGAGGAAGUUGUGCCGUUUGUUUUGAGUUCUGUGAUUCUGCCUUCCAUCUCUGUCAGCAGUUUUGUGAUGCAAUACAGCUCACUCAAAAUGUUACUUCCACAUUGGUCAGGAAUCUUCACCACCAUACCAGCUUCUCUAGACAGUAAUCAGACAAAAUCACCCAUAUCUUCUCCAGCUGUUACUAUAUGUGUGCUUAGUAAAAUGUAUUCAAAAUUCAGUGCAAUUAUAUGUAUAGGCCUGUUUGGCACAAUCUUUAGUAAGCUCCCUCAGUACUGUAUACAGCGACACCUGUCUAAUCCGACAUGCAGUAGGAGAUUGAGAUCUAACGUUUGAAGGUAGCUUUUUUCUGUCCCCGAAAUCAGAGAUUGAAUUCGAAGCUUAAAACCGCUCUCUAAAAUUUGGGAAUGCCACUCUCUUUUAAAGCAGUAAAAGCAGUAUUUAUUGUGACAUAUUACCUAGUUAUGACACAACAAAAUUAUUUUUAGAGUUCAAUGCACAAUGGUUUGCUCAUAUUGAAAUGCUUAAAAGAUGCUUCAUUUUCAGGUUCUGAUGACCUCUUAACACAAUUUCAUAGCGGAUCUUGAACUUACAUUUUUUUCAACUUCGCUCAAAUAUCUAAUGUUGCUUUUUGUAUUUACAUUAUAUUGAUUGGACAACUCUGCUUCUGUGACUGGUGUCUUAAAGCAUGUAGACUUUUCUUUAGCUAUAUUUAUCUUGGGUUUGACGGUAGGUUUAGGGAUUUUAAUGUCAGUUUAUUUCUACAUCAAAAGCAUCAUAACCAUUACUUGAGUUGUGUCAUGUUGAUCUGAUCAAAAGAUGAAUCGCACAUUCCUUCAAAUUCCAAAUUUUCCAAUGUUUCAAAAUUUGUAACAGUGAAAAAUCGCCUAUGCCAUUGUUCCAGUCGAGGAAAUCAAUAUCCAUCAGCUCCUGACCAUCCAUAGGUUUCACCGUCCAAAUGAUACUAACAAUUCGCACUCACACUUAAUGCAUUGUGUAUUGGUUGGGUACUUAUAACCUUUAACUUUGAUAUAAAUUCAAAUUGGUGAAGAUUGUAAGAUCUGAUUGGCUGCAAAAAUUAUACAUAUGCAGAGUCCCCAAAAUUGAAAAGUAGCUAAAAUGUCAUAUCACAAGCCAUUUAGAGUGCUCGUUCCUUACAUGUAUGGGAGAUAUGGGAAAGGCUUGACUCUAGCUAUCAUUCUCGCCUUAGACCCCGCCCUGUAUCUUGCAUACAACAGGGAACUCGCACUUGAAUUAAGACUUUGUACAUGUUUGUAUUGCAUUUUGGCUGCAAUUACUAGAACUUGCAAACAAUUGCUCAUUUUUGGUGUUACAGAAAAAAUUAUAAACAACCAAAGUUAUCAUUGCACACAUUAUUGAUGAGUAUCAAUCCAAACAGCUGCCAUUAAGUUUAUCUGUCAGUUGAGUUGUUUUGGGGUUUUUUCAUGUUAUAAGGGAGUUAUUAGUAAUAUACCAAAUAGAUCCUAUUUAUGUCGGAUUAGACAGAUUCCGCAGUAUGGAAACGUUUAAAUUAGGUGGUAAUGAAAUUUUUCAUCAAAAUCACACUGAAAUGAAUUUCACAGUGUUUAGUAUUUGUAAUAUUGGAAGUUAUAACAUGGCAGUAACCAUAAAUGUGGUGCGGUUUACGACUCGGCUCAAUUCACUAAAUGUAGAUGCCAUCAAUGUGAGUUCACUGAGAGUGUAGAGCUUGUAGAUGAAGAUGCUCCAAUGUUUUCCUAGGGAAGUUUACUAAGCAUUAUGUUUUUGAAUAUUUGUAAGCAGUUGUGAUUUAUUUAUGAUAUUCAUUUAAAUGACUUGCAUUUCCUACUGUUUUGCAUAGCUUCCUAUCUUUAUUUGUGUGUAUGUCAUCAUAUUGUUGUGGCAUUGGUUUUUAGGAGUUUAUCUCUGUGCCUCAGUAAUGCCAAGCAAGCAUGAAAUUUAGUUGAUUUUUUAUAUUGCUUCUAUACAUGAUUUCAACUUGCACAUGGUGCCACACAUAUAUAUGGUACUUAUAAGCAGUUUGCCAUAGUUUUAUUCUCAUAAUGCUUAUUUGGGUGUUUUUCUCUUGACAUAUAUAGGUAAACUGCAUUUAGAAGUCAUGUUAAACAAAUUAUUUAUCACCAUAUUUGCAUAUUACUGCAGUUUUUUGUGUGACUGUUAUCGGAUAACUUGUUGAUUUAUAAGUUUUCUUACUAUAAAAUUUUUUAUUUUAAAAGUUGUUCCCAGUCAUAAAUUUUUGUCAAUGAAGGGAUGAGAAUUUUUGUUUUUUAAAUGAUGCUAUGAUACUGAUGAACACUGUUCUAAAAUGUGUCAGAUACUUACAGCACAUUGAAGCGUAUGAUUCAUGUCAUUGACAGCCGUGUUGAAAAUUGUGAAUUUAUUGAAUUAUAAAAUAUUAUAUUUAAGGUUUCUCAUGUAACUGUAUCCAGAAAUUGCAGUGUAUUAUUGAGAAAGAAAUGAUUGGAAAUUGUGUGGACAUGUAGCUGUACAUCCAUGAAUGUGUACAAAAAUAAUGAAAGAUUUAAUCUUUAUUAACUCUUAACUACUCUGGUUUAAACAUUCUAUGAUUUAUAUACUGUAGUUAUGUAAUGUUUGAUAUACAUUUGUACAUCAAUAUUGAAUAAUUUUUAUCACAAAGAUUAUAAACUUAUAUGUAUAAAGAUGUGUGACAUUGCAUUAUAUUAAGUGCUCAGACUGUACAACAUGUUCUCGUAUUGCAUUUGUAAAAAUUCUCUCUGAAUUGGGUAGGAAAGGUAGAGAUUUAGUGGAUUGGCUAAAUGUUACAGUACAUGGUGAGGUUGUCAUGACUUGCCAAAUGCUAUAAAAAAGUACAGAAUCCUGAAAAUUUUCUACACUAAUGCUCAAGAUGAAAGGAUUGAGUGAUGUCGUUGCCAAGCCUGUUAAUACCCAGUAGGAAUACUAUCAACGUUUUCUGAAGAUUUGUCUCAAAUCAUUAUUUAAUUCAUAUUUAAGUUAUUUUCUAAAUUGAUGGCAAAACAGUUCUCAUGGUUUAGAUUUUAAUCCAAGAGACCCUUGAGAGAUAGUAGUCAUUGUAAAGUUACGAAACUUUUUGGGGUGUAUCUCAGAGUGAGUAGUGCAUUUAGAAGCCAACUCAGACCCAUAUUGGUUGUAGGAUGCCUUGAUAGCAUGACUACAGGUUCAUUAAACAAAAUAAACACGAGAGCAGUGAAUUUGAUCCGCUCUCUUUGGAUACCAGAGUUUUUUCCUCACAAAGAGAGAUAAGUAGUGUGACAAGUCCUGUAAGAUGAGAAGUUAAGGAUUUAGAAAGAUAUAUAUAUUGAUUUAUACAUUUCUUUGUAUCGCCUUGGAUGUAUUACAGUGAAUGUUUGUACAGUUUAAAGUGCAGGGUCAUGGCAGGGUUGCACUGAAACUAAUCAUGUAAAUGUUUUAAUGAUCAUAUUUUUAAAAUUUGUAAAAGUGUAAUUGUUUCCACAUUUAUUAAAAUGUAGUAAAGGA
Ostrea edulis (European flat oyster) is the source of this 4182-nucleotide messenger RNA. RefSeq names its product GTPase HRas. Lineage: Eukaryota; Metazoa; Mollusca; Bivalvia; Ostreida; Ostreidae. Gene Ontology annotation, cellular component: plasma membrane. Gene Ontology annotation, molecular function: GTP binding; GTPase activity; GDP binding. The transcript has 8 exons. The record is from RefSeq and is a predicted model, not a curated record. Bases 179 to 733 code for a protein of 184 amino acids. Gene Ontology annotation, biological process: epidermal growth factor receptor signaling pathway; Ras protein signal transduction.